Messenger RNA from Eimeria acervulina, 2691 nucleotides. RefSeq lists its product as hypothetical. The transcript is spliced from 8 exons. The record is from RefSeq and is a predicted model, not a curated record. Gene Ontology annotation, cellular component: nucleus. Gene Ontology annotation, molecular function: protein binding. Lineage: Eukaryota; Apicomplexa; Conoidasida; Eucoccidiorida; Eimeriidae. Bases 1 to 2691 code for a protein of 896 amino acids.
AUGCCACUAGCACGCGCUGCCAGGCCCAGCAGCAAAGCAGGACGCAGCUGCCGCCGCCGCAACAAUAGCAGCAACAGCAGGAGCCCUGGCCGCAGCAGCAAAGGCAACAGCAGUAGCAGUAACGGCGGAGGCGGCAGCGGCAGCAGCGGCAGCCGUCGCGGAGUGCGGGGCGAUAGCAAGAAGGAGGACUCGAAGGCGCAGGCCUGCGAGCGUUAUAGGUGCUCUUCUUCAGGUGUAUUGGGAGCUGCUCCGCCACCUCCCCAGGGCCGAUGGCCGCCUCGUUCAUCUCAACCGCGGCCCAGCCGCUGUCUGGAUGCGUUACUAAGGGAGAACGUACUGCUGGCGGUGCUGCCUUUCUUAGAAGCAGCAGAUGCCACUCGGUUUGGGGCUUGUUGCACCGACUUGCACACAGCCCUGACAACCCCUAGAGUGCAGCCGCUCUGGCGCCGCUGGUUCGAAACCAGCGGCUUCGUCUGGUGGCCAUACGGCGGGGCUUGCGGAAGCUCCUGCAGCCUGCAGAUAGACAGAGAUGGGUUUGUCCUGCAGCAGGAGCGGCAGCAAGGGCAGCAACAGCCGCAGCUGCAACUAAUGGGAUUAGAUUCUCGGCCGGGCACGGGUUACCGCCACUUCAGCCACGAGGGAUGGUGCUGUCAGUUUUUGUGGAAUGCGCGUUCGCUGCACAAUUGGAAGAGUGGCACAUGUGCCUUUGCUGCACUGCAAACAGACAGUCAUAAACUCUUCAUGGUGUCCAUACACCCCAAAGGCUUAUACGCCUCCAGGGCAGAGGCCAUGCCGCUCUCCCCCGUUGCAGCACUGACUCUGCAGCAAACUGUUGAGUCCCCCGCAGCUGAUACACCGCGGCACGCCCGCCAAUCGCAGCAACGGCAGCAACAGCAGCGACAGGAGGAGCAGGAUGACCAGGGAUCUCCCACUGCAGCACCGCUGCAGCAACAGGCCGUCCGAUCUCCCGCAGCUGAAACACAGCGGCAAACAUACCAACACCAUAGGCAGCAACAAGAACAGCAGCAACAGCAACUGCAGCAGCAACAGCAACAGCAGCAACAAGACCCGCAUCCACAGCCGCAGCAGCAAUUGUUGAAUAACCUGGAUGAUGCAUCCGCCAGUCGUUUGACAGAUUCUGAAGGUUCAUUGCAGCCUUCUGUGCACUUUGCGCAUGGGGCUGGGAGGUAUCUUCGUGCUGCGUUGCAUGCGAAACCGGCUGUAUUGACGGCAGCAGCGGACAGGGUCGUGUGCAUCACUGAGCCUCUCAAGAAGGGCACCAUUGCGCCCAGCACCAGCUCACCUUCCAAUUCAGACGGGCCACAUGGAAGCAGCACCAGCAGCUGCUACCACCGCUCUGGUAAGGGGGCUCCUGCAGUGUCUGUUUCGCCUGUUUCUGCCUACGCUGCUGCAGGCAGCAUUUCCUCUCUUGCCUCUCUCGAACUGGAGCUCGAGAGUCUUGUCAGCGGGGGCGGCGGAGGCCGCAGAGGCAGCGGCAGAACGAAGAAGAACGGCGGCUCGCGUCAUGCAGCUGCAUCAGCAACAGCUGCUGCUUAUGCUGCGGGAGUAGGAGGCUCAGGGGAGCCCAGGAGGGCGAGCGGCGACGCAGCAGCAGCAACAGCAGCAGCAGCAGCCGGUGAUGUGCGGGAAAUAUGCCGUUGUUGGCCACGGGGUGCGUGGCUAGGCUGUAGUGUUGAUGCAGCUAGCGGCCUCAUGGCUUGCAGCCACCGCUCGACAGAGGCAACUAGCAACGCCGGCAGAGGCAGGCGGAAGAAAGGCAACAGUGGGGGCGGGGCGGCGGAGGCUUGCGAAUAUAAAGUCUUUGAUCUGCUGCAAGAAACUGAGUUGGCUCAGUUGGCAAUCGAGGGUCAGUUGGUGCACCGCCUAAUUCUCAAUUUCAUUUUCUCGCAAAAUCCCUCCCGCGUUUUUGGCUUCGACAGAUGGCACAGAGAAUUUUUUGUCUGGACGAUCUCUAACGCGGUGCCUGGAGAGGCCUUAGAGACCUCGGCAAUUGUAAACGCCCACACCGACGGCAUUUUGGGGCUCGACGUGACGGAGACGUACAGUUCCUUGAAGGUGCUUUCGGUCCUCUCGGGGAGCCGCGACGAGACGAUUAGUUUGUACUCCGUAGACCCUCUCCUUCGCCUUUCCACUUUUUCUGGACACCAGGCGGAAGUCUCGGCUGUCUGUUGGCUGCGGAAUGGCGAGGCGGCGCCCAGCGGCCAGCAGUGCCGACCAGAGCAAAUGGCCCAGGGUGUAUAUACAGUUGCAGACGCCCCAGGUGUAUAUACAGCAAAAGGUGCAUAUACAGAUGACGAAAUCCAACUCUUCGCAUCAGGCGCCUACAAUGGCACAAUCAAAAUUUGGGAUGCCAGACAAGCAGACCCAAAAAGCCUUUCAGGCAACGGUUUGACCCUCUUAGAACACCAAAAUAGAAUAACGAGGCUCGCCACUGCCUGGGACGGCCGAAUGCUGCUGUCUGGGGAUUCAGAGGGGGUCGUGAAGGCAAGCCGAAAUCCCUUUGUGUUGUUGUGGGAUUUGAGGAAAUGCGCGGAUUCCAUUUUGACGGCUAAGUACAACGGGGCCAUCCUCGACCUCCACGCAAAUCGCGCCUUUUGUGUUGUCCGAUCUAGCCCUUCCCGCGGCCGCGACACUGUCCACGUGUUGGACUUCUGUGGACGGCCCUCAUGA